This is a messenger RNA of Haplochromis burtoni (Burton's mouthbrooder), 11960 nucleotides long. RefSeq names its product MCF.2 cell line derived transforming sequence-like 2 (gene mcf2l2). The record is from RefSeq and is a predicted model, not a curated record. NCBI's taxonomy places the organism in Eukaryota, Metazoa, Chordata, Actinopteri, Cichliformes, Cichlidae. The coding region runs from base 3685 to 7353 and encodes 1222 amino acids. Gene Ontology annotation, molecular function: protein binding; guanyl-nucleotide exchange factor activity. Gene Ontology annotation, biological process: intracellular signal transduction. Gene Ontology annotation, cellular component: cytoplasm. The transcript is spliced from 35 exons.
ACUUUAACUUAUAUUAAACAAGUUGGGACAAUGACACCAGCAGAGAAAGGUUCACUGGUCACCUUUGUAUAUGCGGUUAAUGCCAUUGGCAACACAGUUCCUCCAAUGUUUGUGUUCCCACGUUAUGCAGACCACUUUGUCAGAGAUGGUUUUUUCACCCACGGAUAUGUUACAACUAACCCAGGCUAUGGGGUCAAUUGUAACGUUUCACUCUUUGUGUCUGAGACCACACCAUGCAAUGAGUAAUUGUGCUGCAGAGAAAAUAGCUGUACUAUUUAAUAGCAGAUAUAUGUAAAUACUUUGAAUUACAUUUUGAACCCACUACCUUAAAAGAGCUCCAAGCUACAGACAGAAAUGUCAAACGUUAUAACUAUCCCCUGUUUCCCCUACACAAUUCCCAGUUGUUUUAAUUAUGAGUUAUCUUGCCAACAAAAUGCCGACCUGUUAUGGAUCUGUGAUUCCUCUUCUCGGUUGAAGUCUUUUCUACAUAACUGAGAAAAUGUAAAUCUUAUUGGAUGACUGUUGUACACAGCUAUCUGUCACAUGUCAAAUAAAUAAAUUAAAAACAUUUAUAAAAUCGGAAAGGAUUAAAUAGAGUUAGGUGAAGUCAUUUGGGUAUACCUCCUGGUCUACCUCCAGGUGUUUUGGGCUUGAUUGAACUUGAAGAGACUAUGGAGCAGACCCAGGACAUGCUGAAGAGAUUAUGUCUUCUGAGUAGCUUCUUAAUGCCUCGCUUUGCCCCCUUAAAAAAGCUAGGUGGUCUGUAGUGUGUGUAUGAAAAUCGCUAUAUAUCAUUUAUGAUAUUGUAUUGAGUUUAUGGUGCUAGGUUAGAUGCUUAUCCUUACAGCUUGGAACUCAAAUCAUAAUGUGGUCAUAUAUGUCGUUUGGUAUAAGAUACAACAGGGCAGAAUUAGCAGUAUUGUUGCCUGGCCUUUUGCUUGCUGCAUUGUAUCUUUCUGGAGAUUCAUCUAACAUUACACUACAAGUUUUCUGUAUUUGACAGCGUUCACAUCUUACAUGUCUUCAGAGGUCCACUACUGAAAUCUCAACUGCAGCCUAUUGAUAGCAACUCAGGAUUUGUAAUAUUAUUCAGAGGCCUCCUGCCUGAACCCCCUGUCACCCACCCAAGCUUCCAAACAGCGCCAACCUUUGUAGUGAUGACGUUAGCACUGUAUUCUCUCUGCUUCCUCUUCCUGUAUAUGAUACAGGAGUGGAGGUGGGGAGGGGAGGCACACCAUAUCCUUUGGAAAGUGUCUUUCUUUCUGUCUGCUGGACAGAGGCCAGCUGAACGGUCCUGCUCACAACAAUAGAGCUGAACAAUAGCACAGGAGAACUUUCACAGUUUGGCCUAAUUUUUUUACAGAACAAUUUUUAAGAGGAUAAAUGCUGAGCAGGUCAAAUGAGCCAAGGUCAAGUGGUCUGGUCACAGUUUCAGUGUUGACUACAGGGCAAACUCGUUGAUACAACUACUGUUUUCCUUUUAGUUUUUCAUUUUGAAAACUUCAGUUGGCUGUCAAGAUACUUGAUAAAUUUUGAAAGGUAUUCCUGUAAUCACAGUGUUCCUUGGAAACGCUCAUCAGGACAUGUGAAUCAUUUCAUAGUUUCACUUUUAGUUUUUUGCAGUUUAUCAGGAACGCUAACUGUUUUGCUUUCCUUGAAAGUUCUGAAAUGAUUUCACCAAUAACUUAACUGGUAAACACACCGAGUGAAAGCGUGUUUUUUUAUGCUAACAAUAGAGUGCUAAAGAGAACAGAAAACAACAUCUGUUCCUUUUCGAUCUGGGACUGGUGGGAAUGCCAUGUUCAUCAAUUAUUCAGAUUGCUCUAGUGCCUGGUCUGAAACGUCAGUACUCAGUAAUGUGUGGAAAUGUCCGUCUUGUGCAUCCUGGACUGUCACUUUAAGAUAGUUUGCUUGCGUCAUUUCAAGUCUAUGGUGAUUUUCUGGUUCCAGUAGGAGAAGGUCAUUGUCAGUGAGCUAGCCAAGGCCUACAGUGACAUAAUCCAUGAUGUCAGCGGUUAGAACAGUAGUUGACCAAAAAUAGACUUUUUUUUUAAUGGACCAGCAGAAUAAAAGCUCUAUUCUUUUUGUUGAAAUAGUUUUGAAAAAUGCAAUUCCUACAGGCUGCUCUAACUGAUAUACAUGCAGCUCAUGUAACCUUAGCUAACCCUUUCAAACACGAGUGGAGAAAGAUUCAGGCUGAUGCGUGAACUGUCUGAAUGGAAAUACUGUAUAAGGCUAGACUGUAACACCAGAAGUUUCUGAGAAAAGUCAUUUUAAGAGUAACUUGUGUGAACUAGAUGUUAAAUAACACAGUAAGUAAGAAACUUGGUUACAUUUUAGUAAAAAAAUAUUUCUUCUCCACAAACUGUCCAGUCACACAACACAAAAAGAACCAAGACAACUGAUUUACAAUACCCCAGAACUUUUUUGUCGCAUGUCCUUUAAUGAAGAGUCCUGUAGUCGUGUGGAAAGGACAAACAUUUCUGAGAGGCUGAGGUCACUGACAGAUAUUGGCUGUUGCUGAUGACUGUAGUUGUCUUGGUCGCAGCUGAUUAGCACUCAGUGGUUUUUCUCAUCUUCAUGUGUGAAAAGAGAAUUAAAGGAAAGGAAUUAAACAGGUACAAUUUAGUACGAUAAAACCUCAAAUACAAGUAAUGUGUCACGCCAAAUUGCAGUAAUGCAUCCUCCUCAGCCACCUUAAAUAUUAUAUUUUCAUUUAUUUUUAUAUGGAAUGAAAAGUUUUAACAGUCAGAAAAUAUCAACAUUUAACCUAAAAGAAAAAGUCUGAUAAACUGCCAAAACUAUUGUCUGCAAGGAAUAUUUAUUAUAUAUCACAUACAUUCUGUAACACACUUAUUAGACUAUUUGGACACACGCGCCACAGCCUUGACCCACUUUUUGGACACAACCCAACAUAUGUGCAUGUAAAUAUUCGCCAUCUUACUAUUUUAUAUCUUCUUAACAUUUUUUAAUUAAGAAAUUAAAAGUAUCCGAGAAGAGGUGGAGGGAAAACACUUAUUGAUGGAUAACCAACAUCAUACAGUUUUUUCUCUUCUGAAUAAUGUAGUCGAUGCAACUAUAUGCAUCUUUGACUCUGAGUGUGACCAAAACCUGUCUAAUUGUGCUGUUUUACAUACAUGAUCAGUUCAAAGUCUAAAGCUUUGUGUAUAGAUAGGGCGUGGCAGCCAUCUCACACGCAUCCAUAACUAGUGAAGAAACAAUGUGGAGAAGCCUUAUAAAUCAUUUGAGAGGAGGGGGCAUAAAAGAAGCAGGACAGGGGGAAAGGAAAGCUGGGAGUAAACAUGGAAGGAUGCAGAGGAGAAGGGAAGUCCCCACUGCCUGAUGAGAGUAUUGUUGAGGAUAUUUGUGUAAACUGUGGUAAGAACUGAGCAGCUAAGCCGGUCACAAGGCUGCCAGGAGAGGCUCAACCCCCCUCUUUGACGAAAACACGAACAUCAGCACACACAUAUCCAUACCUCUCUGCCGUUUCUUGCUACUCUUACACACAAAAUGACAAGGACUGGUCCUGAACUACUGAGGAAAACCAGACAGCCCUGAGGAGUGGACUGUAGUAUCACCAGAUCUUUGUAUGUGUGUGUUGCUGUGGACAUUGGACUGGAUGUUGGUUUAGCGGUGUGGCUCAGCCCCUCCUGUACACUGUGUCACAGAAAGAUCAGCAGCAACAUGGGAUCAGUAAUAUAUGAGAUCAUGCAGCAGGACAUCAGGCCCCUGCUGGCCGUAGACAUCAUAGAGCAGCUUCACCGCCAGUUUGCCUCGCUAUCUGGAGGGCGAGGGAAAGAUGGUGCCCCCAUCAUCACUUUCCCAGAGUGCUCAGGCUUUAGCGAAGUGCCAGAGGAAGAUUUCCUCAAUGUAGUUACUUACCUGACCAGCAUCCCCAGCCUGGAUGCUGCAAGCAUUGGCUUCAUUAUCAUCAUCGACCGGCGGAAGGACAAAUGGAGCUCAGUAAAGGCCUCUCUAUCCAGGAUCGCUGGGGCAUUCCCAGGAAAUCUUCAGUUGGUGUUGGUGCUGAGGCCAUCCAGGUUCUUCCAGAAGCAUAUAGCAGAUAUUGGGAUCAAACUACACAAGGAUGACUUCAAAAUGAAGGUACCGAUCGUGAUGCUGAACUCGCUGUCUGACCUACAUGGCUAUGUGGAUAAAAGCCAGCUGACCCGAGAGUUAGGAGGAAACCUGGAAUACUGUCACAGUCAGUGGAUACACCACCGAACAGCCAUAGAAAAUUUUGCCAUGACAGUGAAAACCACAGCCCAGAUGUUACAGAAGUUCGGAACAGACCUAGCAGAGACAGAGCUGCCCAAUGACGUUCAGUGCACCAAAGACCUCCUUACAGCACACACCGACAAACACAAUAAUCUCAAGGAUGAACUGAGGCUAGCUGUGAAGCAAGGCACCACCUUGUAUAGUUGUAUAAAAGAUCAGUCAGCCAAGUCAGAGGAUCAUGAACUCAACCCUGAUGAGAUGGAAAACCAAACUACUGUGGAAAGGCUUUUGGCCCAGCUAGAUGAGACAGAAAAUGCCUUUGAACAGUUCUGGAGCAAACACCAUCUGAAACUGGAGCAGUGCCUACAGUUGCGUCACUUUGAGCAGGACUUUAGAGAGGUCAAAGUGUCUCUCGACAGCUUGAUAGACAGUCUAAACAGCCUUUCAGACACUGGGGAUUGUGUGGCCAGAGUUGAAAAAAUGCUCAAGGAGCUAAAAACACUGGAGGAGAAAGCUCAGGCCACACUGGAAAAGGCACAACUUCACGCACUGCAUGGUGACCAGCUGAUUCAGAGCAAUCACUAUGCUGUGGACUCCAUCAGACCCAAAUGUGUCGAGCUCCGUCGUGUCUGUGACGACUUCAGCAAUGAGGUCAAGAAAAAGACAGAUAUUUUGUCCAAAUCUCUGCAGAUACACCAGGGCAUAGAUAAGGUUAACCAAUGGUGUGAGUCUGGGAUCUACUUGCUGGCAUCCCAGGCUGUGGAUAAGUGUCAGUCACAGGAAGGGGCAGAGUCAGCACUGACAGACAUCGAACAUUUUCUGGAGUCAGCAGAAAAGAACCAACUGACUGAACUGAGGAACCUGCACAAUCAGUAUGAGGUUGUCUUGUCAGAGGAUAUCAAGGGUAGUGUACUGAAGGCGCUAAAGAGACUGGAAGAUGUUCAGGAGAUGUUUGAAAAGCGGCAUCUCAGUCUGAAGAGACUGUCAGCUAAACAGACAAGGCCCAUCCAGCCUGUUGCUCCACGGCCUGAAUCCUCCCCCAAACGGCCCUCAGUGAAGAACACCCCCAGGACUGCAGGAGGCCAACAGCCUCUUGCUCGCAGAGCUUCCGAUAAUUCUAACAAACAGCAGGCUGAAGCUGAUCUCAACAAGAAGAAGAACAUAAGGAAGGCAAAGGGAGGAAUCAAGAUUGAGGUCAUGCAUGAAGAAAGCCAAGGAGGCUCCACACAUGUUGUUGUGACAAAUGAGACUGAGGAAAGUCUAUCCAACAGACGCAGGCAUAUCAUGACUGAACUAAUUGAAACAGAAAGGCUGUAUGUUGAGGAGCUGCAAAGCAUCAUGGAGGGUUAUUUUGCAGAGCUGAAUAACUCUGAGCUUAGCCACCUCAUGCCACCAUCACUUGAGAACAAAAGAGAUGUGCUGUUUGGAAACCUGCCGGAGAUAUAUGAAUUUCACAACAAGACAUUUCUCAUGGAGCUGGAGAACUGUGCAGAGAAACCAGAGCUGGUUGGAACCUGUUUUCUGAAAAGAAAAGAAGAGCUUCAGGUGUAUGAAAAGUAUUGUCAGAAUAAACCACGCUCUGAAAUCCUCUGGAGGCAGUGUGGGGACAGCCUGUUUUUUCAGGAAUGCCAGAAGAAGCUGGAUCACAAACUGUCUCUGGAUGCCUACCUGCUGAAGCCUGUCCAGAGGAUCACCAAAUACCAACUCAUGCUGAAGGAGAUGUUAAAAUGCAGUAACGGUGAGGGGAUGGCUGAGUUGGAGGAGGCUUUAGCCACCAUGCUGGACAUCAUUAAGUCUGUCAAUGACUCCAUGCACCAGAUAGCAAUCACUGGCUUUGAGGGAAAUCUGAGUGAACUGGGGAAGCUGCUGAUGCAGGGAUCCUUCAAUGUGUGGACUGACCACAAGAAAGGCCACAGCAAAGUGAAGGACCUGGCGAGGUUUAAGCCUAUGCAGAGGCAUCUCUUUCUGUAUGACAAGAUGCUGCUGUUCUGUAAGAAACGAGAGGAGACCACCGAUGGACAUGAAAAGACCCCGUCCUACAGCUUCAAACACUCACUCAAGAUGAGUUCUGUGGGGAUCACAGAGAAUGUCAAAGGUGACAGCAAAAAGUUUGAGGUUUGGUACAACGGCAGAGAGGAAGUUUACAUCAUCCAGGCUCCUUCCAUGGAUGUGAAAAAUAUGUGGGUGUCAGAGAUUCGGAAAGUUCUUACAGGCCAGCUGGAAGCAUGCAGAGAAGCCAGCCAGCUCAACAUCUAUGGGGCCCCUAUGAGGAAUGUGCGGAAGAUGGCACUGAAACACUCUGAUUCAUCAAGCCCAGAGUCAGGCUUCAGGAGGUCCAACCCCAGCCCUAAUAUGAGGCAGAAGAGAGCUGACGCUUCAGCCAGCCAGUCAGGCUACUCGGCUGUUAAUGCUAGGAAGCAUUUCACCUUGCAAGGACUUUCCAACAGGAGGUCUCUUCCCGCAGAACCUGCUGCUAAAGAGGCUGAGGUCCCCCGCCGCUUCUCUCUCACUUCGUCUCUUGCUUCCUCUUCCUCCUCCUCCUUCGCUACACGGCGCACAAAAGGUCCCCUCUCUGCUAGCAUAAAGAGCAAAAGGCAUGAAAUAAAGAGUGAUCCCACUCCAUUUGGUUAUGAAGAUACAUUGCGCGGCGCUAUGGCAGCAGUCAGGAAACGUCAGAGUAUGACUAGCAGCACUUCUGCUGGUCCUGGUGGCACCUCAGCUGUCCCUAGAUCCACUUCCCAACCAGGCUGGGCCCAGCGGCGUCUUCUUUCCAUGGACACAGAGGACUUUGAGACGAUUCCCUCCAGCGCAGAGGAAUCCUCCAACUCUUCAGACGAGGAAGGCAACAAUAAAAAUGGUGACAGCAGCCGUUUCCGAGUACAGCUAACAUACGAGUCUCGUGAUCCGCAAGACCUCUCUCUGGAGACAGGUGACCUCGUCCAGUUUGUGGAGGAAGCAAAGAAUGGAAACUGGCUAGUCAAGAACCUUUUAACAGAGAAGACAGGGUUGGUCCCAUCCAGUAUACUGCAAACAGCAUCAGAAGGAGAUAUCUUCAGUGAUCUGUGUACAGCAGCUCUCUCCGACUCUGAAAAUGAAGCCAAUACAUGGGGAGAUGUGUCUCAGGACAGCAAAUAAACAUGGAUGACCACUAUAGUUCAUUAUAUUUAACUACAAAUAUGGCUGAUGACUAUAACUGUAGGUUUUUUUAACUGUAAUUUCCUAAGCUGGACAAUUCUAGGUUUUCUACUUGUAGCUCUUAUUAAUGAAUUUGCAAAUAUGGCCUGCUAUUGUUUUUCAAAUGUAGUUUUUUUUAGAAAAAAGCCUGCCUGAAUGCCACAGUAGGAAAGCCAUAUAAGGUUUUUAAUUCAAGGAAGUGCCAGCAUGUCUCUGUGGGGAACUGAAGCUUUCAUGGAUGCUGAACUGAAAGUUAAAUCAUUACUUUCUGUGGAGAAUGCUGGAUGCCUGGAAAUGUAAAACCUUUUCUGACCUGGAUAACCUUAGGGAAAGUGACAAUUUCCAUGUGCUGGUUGUAAGCAGGCUUUGGGGAGGCGGCCUGGUUUGCUGUUACCCUGCACUGAAGCAGAACUCUUUAAGAUCAAAUUCUUACACUGAUGCCCAAAUGUUUCAGCAUUUCAUGUUCAAAAUAUAUAUAAUUAAUUGCAAGUUGUUUUCUUUGGUUUUCUCAAUCCUAGUGGAGCACGCACACGAAUUAUAUCAAGUAUAGAGUUGCUUCAGAGACUAUUCUGACUACUUCACACUCGUACAGGUUUUCAACCAUCAUCAUGUGUGUCCUUUGCAUGUUUUCCCUGUGUUUGCGUGGGUUAUCUCUGGAUACUCCAGCUUCCUCCCACAGUCCAAAGACAUGCAGUUAGUGAGGAUAGGUUGACUGGCAACUUAAAUUGCCCCUAGGUGUGGUUGCAGAUGUGAAUGUGAAUGCAAAUGGCUGUCUGUGUCUAUGUGUUAGCCCUGUGACAGAUUGGCCACCUGUCCAGGGUGUACCCUGCCUCCCGUCCUAAGACAGCUGGGAUAGGCUCCAGCCCCCCUGCGACCUUGAAACAGAUAAGCAGAAGAGAACGGAUGGAUGGAAACUUAAAAAUCAAAUAUUACAAAACCGUCUUUGUCACUUUUAAGUUUGCUUUGUUAAGUUUCCGCAACCAUUAGACAUUAAGUAAAUUUUCCAGACACCAAGCUACUUCUGAGUGUGUCAGAAGACCAUGUAGAUUGUUGCCGACAUGGUUCAUCUUUUGGCGGAUUCUCCCAUCAGUGACUGUUCUCACUCGGUUAUGUAGUUUGCCUGAAAUUAUAACUUUAGGAAUUGCUGGAUUAGUUUUUUUUGUUUGUUUAUUUCUUUGUUUUUCCAUUUUACAAUAUUUAAUGGCACUGAGGUCAGCUUAAUUAAUAAAGAAAAGUCUGAUUUUUCCCCCCCUGUGUAUAUAAAUUCCUUGUGUAUAUUUAAACCUAUUUAAUAAUAGGUCAGUGAAUAGAUCUGAAUACUUUCUGAAGUAACUCCUUCCCCACUGUCUGUUAGACUCACAAACAAUGUGUGUAAUUUGCCAAAUGGCUGGAAAUUACUCACCAAACAACCAGAGAGCUAGGGCUGAACACAUCGGUUUGCUGAAUGCAAUAACAUAUGAAUAUAGCCUUUGUUUUUAUGUCAUACGGGGACAGAAACUGGAAGAAGACUUGAAGUCAAUUUGUCUUCUGGUAACAAGUAAAGAACUGUGCAGAUUGUGUAUCAUUAACUGUCUAAAAACAGCUUUUUGCUCCAUGCAAAAACAAAGUUGAUGAGAGUGGUGUGUUGAUGAGACCGAAGUGCAAAGAGAAGGCUGUAAUACUAAAAGAACUCAGCAGAACUGCAGAGUUGGAUGUCACUAGAAGCAAACCCGUUUAAUUUACACAUAUCUGUCUCAUUGUUCAUAUAAAAUGCAUUCAUUUGUUCAGUUUUAGUUCCAAAGUCUGCUGCUGUAUCAGGGGUGCAAAAUGUGAGGAAAAGUCAUUCAAGAAGAAUUUCCUUUAUCAGUUAAUGAUAGCUAAUUACUCUCUAUCAGAAAAUACAUGAGAAGUAAAACAAUCAUGUUUUCCAUUUUAUGCUCAAUGAAUAGCACACAGAAGAAGUCAAAAGGCUUUUGAUGGAGAUGAAGCAUUAAUGUUUAAGGAAAUGGAAUUAUCUCUACGAUGUGUUGAGCUGCAUGCCACCGAGAUAAAGUAAGACUCAUUUUUACAUAAUGAGAUUUUCACUACCAAUCUUGUUAAGAACAUUUCACACUUUGAUUCCCUGCAUGCCAGCUGCUAUUUAAAGACAGGAGUUAUGGUAUUCAUACAUAGUUUCUGAUUUGUGUGCAUGCACUGUACAAUAGCUAGAAAAUGUGCUUUCUAAGCAAUCGAAUCCCAGAUAUGAGUUUCUGCAAGGGUGACUUCAUGCCACUGUGAGAAAGCUCAUUUUUAAAUUGAGAACAUUCCAAAUAUUGUAUUAAUUUACGCUCACAGAUUCCCUAUUGAGGAAUUCUUUUAUCUCUGUGUUUGUGUUGCCUUAACUAAUUCGUAGAAGCAUACUCACCGAGAAACCCAAUUGAUCAUAUUCCAACCUUGGAAUUUAUUGAAGGAUUUAGUUUUUCUGCUGAAUCCAAGCAAUAGUUCAGCUUUGCAACAUGUUAUUGGAUUCAUGACAGUUGUUUGAGGUCCAGCUGAAAGUGCUUACACCCGUGUUUUUGCUGCUGAGAAGUUAGCAUUUGUUCCCACCUUCAGUUUUGUAGUUGAAAUGCAUUUCUCUGACAGAUAGCACUCAUGCCCUUUUUUCUCCCCAAAGUAAACUUCACUAUGUUGUGGAAAAAGUCAGGGAAGUUUGUUUUUCUUUUUUCAGGGAAAAUAUUUUUAGUAAACAGCACCAUUUUUUCUAAGGUUUCAUAAGGUGUAUAAUGUUUUUUUGGUGUUGUUGUUCUUUUGGAUCUGUAGACUGGACAUAGGACUUGGUGAGGGCCACGGACACAUUUGACAAAUGUAAACAAACAUCAGUGUUAGCAUAAUUUUGAGGGAUCCAUUUUAUGUAUAACUGCUGUAUUGCCGUACUCCAUUGCUCCCUCACAGGCUUUUCAACACUGUAUUGCAUUUCUACUGCUAGGAUGAAUUGUAUAGAUUAGUCACUGCGGAAGCAGAACUGUAGCUGCAGAUAAAUGGCAUAUUAUAUGACAGCAAGGAUAAUGCAACACAAACGCUGCCAUUCUGUCAAAUGCUGCUGGCAUUUCACACAUGUACAUCAUGUCCCUUGGUUUGAUGCCUCUGUGAAUCAGCCAUAAAGAUAUUUGAGACUGAGAGAUAACUGUCCUUUUCUAAACAAAGAACACAUCUGGAAGUUAAAGAUGGAAAGCCAUAAGGGUGUACUCACACCAAGCACAGUUUCCUACUACCAUGCCUGGGCACAAUAUCCCCAUUUCCUCACUGCCCCAUGGUCAUGCUGCCCUUAGCAACCUGGUCCAGUUCAUCUCAGUAUUUCAACUCAACUCUUUCCUGCUCACUCUGUGCAUCAUUCACACACACUUUUGAAAACAACGUUUAAAGAGCAUAAUGAGGUUCAUGAUUUAAUGUAGCUUAAUAGCAAUAUUUUGGGAGUUAUGAGAAACUGCCCCCUCACAUGCCUUGCAGAUUACCUUACAUGGUGAUUUUUGCAUAAAUGAUGGAGUUCUUUCUUGGGUGUGGUUUAAUGAUUGCUCUAGGUGGAAUCAAGUACUGAUUAACAUACUGCUUAAUAUAACUGACACUCUCAUUUUACUUGCACAUAUUGAUUUAAGGACUUGACUAUGUUUGACAAAGGUUGUGGUUUAGAUUAAAUAUACCUCUUCAUUAUCUGAAAUCUAUGCGUUUAAAAGAAAAUGAUGGUUACCUAGUGUGGUUAAACACGUGAAAUGGUAUUUGUAAGUAUGUAUUAUAUGUAAAUAGUUUAGAGUAAAUUCAUCUCAUAGUUGCCACAUAUCUAUAUCAUUGUAGCACCAACAACAAAGGAAUUUUGAAUGUAUGUGUGAACUGCCAGUGUCUUUGUCAAAAAGGCAUCAUUUGACAUCCUCUGAAUGAGAACUGGCUAGAAAACGACUUAUUUGAUUUUCAUUUAGAUGGUAAAUCUUAGAAAUGGAAACAAGAAAACCAAAAGAUAUCAAACAACAAAGUCUUCAUACAAUACAUGUUAGAACAUAGGAUUGAACCUUGUUACAAACCACAAGUAAGUAGCGUUGAUCAGUCUUUGAAAAGACAAGUUUAAGAUGAGCAGUGGAUGGAUAGAUGCUUAGAAGGGUUCAUGGGUGGAUGAGAAGUGAAUGGAUACAUGAGAAUUCCAAAGGAUGGAUGAGAAAAAUUGGCUUGACAGACUGCUGUGUGACGGGCGAGGCAUGGAUAGAUUGUUGGUUAGAAGAGUGAAUGGACAGAUUUGACGACACUGUAAAUGGGUUAGCAUUUGCAAGAGAAAGCAAAACUAAAGUGAAGUUGAUAUGCAUUGAUAUUCUGAUUAUACAGAAAUGCAGUCCUCUUGAAUAUGCUGUAUAUUUUGUUCAUGCUAUGUUUAAAAUAUAUCUUUGCAAUGAAAAUAUUUCUCUUGUACUGCCAUAUUUAAGCAUAUUAUAGAAUGUAUCAAGUCUGUAUAUUGUAUCUGUCAUCUGAUGUACAUAUUGCAUUGCUUUGUUGUGAUAAUAUGCAUUUACAAUGUAAAUUUUGUCACAGUUUCAUUUCUUAUUUCAAAUAUAUUCGAUUAUUCCUAA